UCAUGCAUAUAUUUCCAUUAUUAUUCCUCCAACAAACUUCUUCUUCUUCUGAGUCAAUAUGACAAAAGAAGCUUCAAAACUGGUGUAUUUGUAUCUCUCUCUGAUAUUUGCUUCUGUAUCUUCAGCUUCCGCAAGCACUGUUAAAUGUAGCUUCAAACAACAUGGUAGUGGGAAUACGAUCCAAGGGAUGUUUGUGUUCGGAAGCUCUCUGGUGGACAAUGGCAACAAUAACUUCCUGGAAACCGAGUCAAAAGCCGAUUACUUGCCGUAUGGAAUCGACUUCCCAAAUGGAACUACUGGGAGAUUCACAAAUGGUAAAAAUGUUAUUGAUCUCCUCGGUGAUCAGCUUAAGCUUCCUUUCAUUCCACCAUUUCAAGACCCCUCCACUAAAGGAAGUAAAAUUGUUCAUGGUGUCAACCAUGCCUCUGGCUCUACUGGUAUCUUAGAUGAUACAGGAUUAGUUCUGGGUAAUGCAACGAGCUUGAGUCAACAAGUUAAGGACUUCGAGGUUGUGACACUGGCAGAGUUAGAAGCAGAGCUAGGGUGCAAUAGCUCUCAAUCUCUACCAAGCUACUUGAUUGUUGUAGGAGUUGGUGGGAAUGAUUACAUGCUCAACUAUUUCCUUAGGAAAUUGUACCUCCAAAUCAGUAUUGAAACCUUCACUGCAAAUCUCAUCGACUCUCUAGCUCAGAAACUCCAGGAAUUGUACAUUUUGGGAGGUCGUAAAUUCGUGUUAACGUCGCUAAUGCCAUUAGGCUACAGUCCUGUGAUUAACAGGCCAAAUCAUAUUGGCACCCCAUCAGCUCUGAAUUACGCAGCUCAGCUCUACAACGCUCACUUGAAGACAUUGCUCGACUCUCUCAAAACUCACUUAUCCGACUUCAAUUUCGUUUUGGUUGACCAAUAUAACAUUAUAUCUAAUCUCACUUAUUCUCCUCCUUCCACUACAGGCUUUAAAGACAUACACAACCCUUGUUGUACAGUUUCCCUCUCUCAAGGUGGAAUUGGAAUAUCAUGCGAUAGAGGCGGGAAGGCAUGUGACGAUAGGACGGCUUAUAUGUAUUUUGAUGGGUUACAUCCAACAGAAGCUGUAAAUGUUCAAAUAGCAACCAAAGCAUAUGCUUCUACUCAACAGGACGAGGCUUACCCAAUCAAUGUCAGCCAACUUGCCCAGCUUCAAAUUUAAUCAUUCUUCUUAAUUAUUUCCCCUCUAGUUUGUAACAGCUUAUAUAUGUAAUCUAGUUUUGUACUUUUCUUGCUGUAAUUGCCACACAGUUGGAGCUAGAGGUUCAAAACCUAGCAUUGGCCUAUAUUUUUAGUUUUGUCUAAUUACAAUAAAUUUUUUAUAUUUGAAUUGGAAGCUUAGCACCGACGUGCACUCUAUGUA
This is a messenger RNA of Rosa chinensis, 1387 nucleotides long. Its product is annotated as GDSL esterase/lipase At1g29670. The record is from RefSeq and is a predicted model, not a curated record. Gene Ontology annotation, molecular function: hydrolase activity, acting on ester bonds. The transcript is spliced from 5 exons. Lineage: Eukaryota; Viridiplantae; Streptophyta; Magnoliopsida; Rosales; Rosaceae. The coding region runs from base 59 to 1186 and encodes 375 amino acids.